Molecule: messenger RNA, 831 nt
Organism: Colletotrichum destructivum
Lineage: Eukaryota; Fungi; Ascomycota; Sordariomycetes; Glomerellales; Glomerellaceae
Product: Putative ureidoglycolate lyase, rmlC-like cupin domain superfamily
Exons: 1
Coding region: 1-831 (276 amino acids)
Biological process (GO): allantoin catabolic process
Molecular function (GO): ureidoglycolate lyase activity; ureidoglycolate hydrolase activity
Source: RefSeq, a predicted model, not a curated record
AUGCCGCCGCCGACAAAGCUCACCUCCCCCCUCUCCCUCGUCGUCACCGCUGAGCCCCUCGCCCGCGGCCCCUUCGCCCCCUUCGGCGACGUGAUCGAGAACCCCCACCCGGACGUCCUCCCCUCCGCCACACUCCCCCCGGCCGUCUCGGCCUCCUUCUCCGCCGUCCCCGCCAACCAGGGCACCGCCAUCAAGUACCAGAACGUCUCCUUUCCGCUCGACCUCUACCCCCAGGCCCCGAGCGCCGCCCCCGGCACCGGCUCGGCCGCCAAGCCCAUCGUGAGCAUCUUCUCCUGCGCCGCCCGCGCCCUCGACCCCCCCUCCCCGGCACCGGCCCCGCCCAUCUCCACCCUCCUCCCCUACACCUACGCCGGCGGGCCCUCCCGCGCCGGCCUCUUCCACGUCCGCAUCCUCGAGCGCCACCCCUUCACAACCCAGACCUUCACCCCCCUCGCCGCCUCCGCCUCCGCCUCCGCCACGCCCUCCGCCGCCUAUCUCGUCAUCGUCGCGCCCACCCUCCCCGCCUCCGCCGCGGACUCCUCCCUGCCCGCCCCCGCCACGGGCGGUAAGGGCCGCGGCCUCCCGGACCUUAGGCGCCUCAGGGCCUUCGUCGCGUCCCCCGGCCAGGCCGUCACCUACGGCGCCGGCACGUGGCACGCGCCCAUGGUCGCCCUGGGCCCCCCGGGCUCCGCUGUCGACUUCGUCGUGACCCAGUUCGCGAGCGGCGUCGCCGUCGAGGAUUGCCAGGAGGUCGAGCUCGCGCCGGAAGGCGAGGGCGAGGGCGUCGUGGUCCAGGUUCCCGAGAGGACGCCUGUCGCUGCCAAGUUGUAA